AGCAGCUGCUUAGAAGCCAGUCAAGAUUGACUUCGAUCAAGGGGAAUUGUUAGGAAAUACGUGGGACUUCGUAGGACUUGACAAAUCUUCCUCGCUGGGUUGUCCAGCAAAGUUCAGCGUUGACCCCCAUGGCACAGAAAGUGGAGAAUGACAAAAUUGCUCUAACCGAAAAACAGAUCCAGGACCUCAGCUGCCUUGACACGGGGAGUUUUGACCAGCUGACCAAACGCCUACAGGAUGCUUUUUCCUCCCUGGAGAACAUCAGCUUAAAUGUGGCCGUCAUUGGAGAAUUGGGAGAAGACAGGGCGACCUUCAUCAACACCUUUCGGGACCUCUGUGAGGAAGACGAAGGGGCAGCUCCUACUGGAAAGACAGAGGCCCAUAAAACUCCUGUGGCUUAUCCACACCCCAAGUACCCCAAAGUAAUCCUGUGGGAUCUGCCAGAGAUUGGGAAUCCAGGCUUCAGUGCCAAACGUUAUGUGGAGAAGAUGGAUGUGGCUUCCUAUGACUUCUUCUUAAUCAUUGCUUCUCAGCACUUCAGGUCCUUCCAUGCUAAGCUGGCUCAUUAUAUCAAGAAAGCUGGCAAAGGAUACUAUUUUGUCCGCUCCAAAGUGGAGGCAGAUCUGGAAUUGGUCCGUCAGAGCAACCCAUCUAGCUUCAACGAGAUGGUCACCUUGCAGAAGAUCCGGGAAGACUGCCUUCAAGAUCUUCAAGCCGAGAAAGUGAGAUCUCCCAAGAUCUUCCUUAUUUCCAGCACUUUACUCAGCAAGUAUGACUUCUAUCUUCUGGAAGAGACUCUGGAGAAAAACCUGGAUCUACCGAAGAGCCAUUCGUUCCUCCUUGCCACUCCCAACAGCUCCCAUCGCAUCUUGGAGAAGAAGAAGGACAUGAUGCUGGAUCACUUGUGGUUGGUGGCUGUGGUGGCCUGUGGGAUCCAGACUGAAGCUAUCCCAGAUAUUUCAGUGGUGUGUAAUGUGGACCUGCUGGUCGGAACCAUGCGAGGUUACUGCAUCAGCUUUGGCUUGGAAGAGGAGUCCUUAAGGAGGACCGCUGAACAUGUAGUCCAGCCCGUUGAGCAGUUGAAAGCCCUGGUCAGGUCUCCACUGGCUGCUGCAGUCACCAAAGGACUUGUGGUGGAACUGCUCAUCCAAGCAGCCAGCAGAGCGCCUAACCUACCAAAGCAGCUGGUGCCCAUGGCCUCGGUUGGGUUGUCGUUCGCUGUGGUCUACAGCAUGUUGAAAACUUUUGUGGAGGAUGUGGCAACUGAUGCCCACAGGCUUCUGGUCAAGGUGUUUAUGAGCCAUAAGGGCACAAGUGAGCCUGGGACAUCCGUAUCAAAAGUCUUGGAGAACCAGGGCCAUUCUUAAGAGGUUUCCAAGGAGCUUCCCGUCCAAAGUGGACUCCAUGAAGUUCUAGAAAAGAAGCUACAUGUUUAUCUUCUCCAAUGUUCUUCCAAACCAGGGUUGUUUGCUUAAGAGAGUAAAUCAGGAGUAACCCUCUCAAAAUCUGA
Molecule: messenger RNA, 1510 nt
Organism: Pantherophis guttatus
Lineage: Eukaryota; Metazoa; Chordata; Lepidosauria; Squamata; Colubridae
Product: interferon-inducible GTPase 5-like
Cellular component (GO): membrane
Molecular function (GO): GTPase activity; GTP binding
Source: RefSeq, a predicted model, not a curated record